Cebus imitator (Panamanian white-faced capuchin) is the source of this 2041-nucleotide messenger RNA. RefSeq names its product serine protease 33 (gene PRSS33). Gene Ontology annotation, biological process: proteolysis. The transcript has 7 exons. The coding region runs from base 509 to 1351 and encodes 280 amino acids. NCBI's taxonomy places the organism in Eukaryota, Metazoa, Chordata, Mammalia, Primates, Cebidae. Gene Ontology annotation, molecular function: serine-type endopeptidase activity. The record is from RefSeq and is a predicted model, not a curated record.
ACAGACCCCAGAUCUGGAAGGGGGCUGGCCACACUGGGAUCUCUGGGUGGGGCCGUCUGGGCAGGUCUGGGGUCUGAGACGGGAUUUCUGGACCUAACAAUGGAGCUCAGGAGCUCCAGCAAGCUGUGCUCUGCAGGGAGCCCAGGUCAGGUUCAGAGAGGAGCUGCCAGGGAUCCUGCAACACCCGCCCCACCACUGCUCUCCUCCAGCCCCCAGUUCUAGCACCUUGGUCCAAGAGAGACUUCCUUUGAGAAACCCACUGGCCCUCCCUUUUCUGCCACCUCUAAAGCUCUGCUCAAAGCAUCUUUGUUUGAGGCUGGUCCUGUAAAGCCACAGCCCCGCCUUGGUCCUGUUAAUUACUCCCUGGCUAAGCCUUGCUCUCUCCUGGACCUUUAAGACCCUAAGCCCCUCCCCCAACUCCAGUCAGCAGGGAGGGCACCAGGCUGUGAGUACCAGCGUCCAUGUCCUGGGCAGUGCCACCCUUACCUAGCCCAGCUCUGAAGACAAAAUGAGGGUGGCUUCCUGUCUCCAGGUCCUGCUCCUUUUGGUGCCGGGAUCUGCUGGGACUCCGGGAAGGAAGUCUGCAGCCUGCGGGCAGCCCCGCGUGUCCAGUCGGAUCGUGGGGGGCCGGGAUGCCCAGGAUGGAGAGUGGCCGUGGCAGGCGAGCAUCCAGCAUCGUGGGGCACACGUGUGCGGGGGGUCGCUCAUCGCGCCCCAGUGGGUGCUGACAGCGGCGCACUGCUUCCUCAGGAGGGCACUGCCAGCUGAGUACCGCGUGCGCCUAGGGGCGCUGCGUCUGGGCCCCACCUCGCCCCGCACGCUCUCAGUACCUGUUCGACGGGUGCUGCUGCCCCCGGACUACUCUGAGGAUGGGGCCCGCGGCGACCUGGCACUGCUGCAGCUGUGUCGUCCAGUGCCCCUGAGCACCCGCGUCCAGCCCGUCUGCCUGCCCAUUCCCAGCGCCCGCCUGCUGCCUGGCACAAUGUGCUGGGUCACUGGCUGGGGCAGCCUCCACCCAGGAGUGCCCCUCCCAGAGUGGCGACCGCUGCAGAAAGUAAGGGUGCCACUACUGGACUCUCGCACCUGCGACCGCCUCUACCACGUGGGCGCUGACAUGUCCCGGGCCGAGCGCAUUGUGCUGCCCGGGAGCCUGUGUGCCGGCUACCCCCAGGGCCACAAGGACGCCUGCCAGGGUGAUUCUGGAGGACCCCUGACCUGCCUGCAGGCUGGGAGCUGGGUCCUGGUAGGCGUGGUGAGCUGGGGCAAGGGUUGUGCCCUGCCCAACCGUCCAGGUGUCUACACCAACGUGGCCACAUACAGCCCCUGGAUUCGGGCUCACGUAAGCAUCUAAUGCUGGCCCGUGAGGCUGACCUGGAGCCAGCUGCUGGGGUCCCUCAGCCUCCUGGUUCAUCGGAGACCCUCCCAUACCCCAGAUCCCUUCUGCCUUGAGGCCAAGAUGCCUAAUAAAGCUAAAGGCCACCCCACUCCCCUGCCCACCACCUCCUGCUUCCUCUCCUUUUUGGGGCUCAUCAGAUCUGACUCCACCAACCCUCAUCCGGGGAUCUGCCAUGCGUCCCAGGGGUCACACUUCUUGCUCCCUUCCUGGCUUGUAUUUAGUUUUCUCAGCCCUAGCCAGGGCUGGGAGCAAGGCACGCAGCAGUGGGCAAACCAGUUGCUACCCAUCUGGCCUGUGUGCCCAUCUUUUUCUGGAGAAAGUCAGAUUGACAGCAUGACAGAGAUUUGACAACAGGGAGAUCCUCCACAGCUGGCUUUGAAGACAGGGGACCACAUCCUGUGAGCAGCCUCUAGGAGCUGAGAGCAGCCCCUGCCAAUAGCCGGCAGGGAAUUGGAGCCCUCAGCCGCAAGGCACUGGAUUCUGGCAGCACCCCAAAGUAGUUGGGAAGUGAGUUCUUCCCCAGCCUCCAGAUAAGAGCCCCGCCGGCCAAUCCCUUCAUUUCAACCUAAUGAGACCCUUAGGCAGAUAACCUAGCUGAGCCACCCGGACUCCUGACCUACAAAAUAAAGACGUGUUUUAAGCUGC